UGUGGUUUCGAGCUACAAUAUCAGUGAACGGGAUUCAUACUUUCUAUCCCAAAAACGAAUCAGCCAAAACAAAACGGUUACCCCGCAUCACAAGCAUUCCAAGCUUCAAGCUCUUACCUACCCACCCUACGGAGUGGUAGCUAUCAACAAACAACUUUGGUUCUAAAAAUCCCACGUCCAGCCUACAACUCCAAUCAAUCAACUUUUAUACACUAUCUAUUCUCCCUAAAGUCAAGGUGCACUGUUCUCCAAAAUGGUCAAAGUCCUCAUCAUCGGCGCUACGGGCUACCUCGGACUCGCGCUCUCCCAAUCUCUGCUGCGGUCCGGGGGCUACAAAGUAUGGGGCAUUGCCCGCACCAGUGAAAAAGCCCGGCAACUCGCUCUCGAGGAAAUCACUCCCGUCGAAUGCCCUGACCCAGUCAAUUCCCCAGAAGCCUACCUGUCCGUGAUCCGGGACGAGCGGAUCGACAUUGUCGUCGACGUAGCAGGGACGUACCAAGACAGCGCCAAGAUCCUGUCCGACCUCGUGCGGGCCGGCAAAGAGCGGCUGGCGAGCUACGAGCGGAACCGGACACGGGGCCCUAAGCUGGGCUUCGUGUACUGCUCGGGAGCGUGGGUUCAUGGAUCCACGCUGGAGCCCGUGAGCGACCUGACGCCCGUUGGGACAGACGAUGCGCCUGCUCCGCCGUCGAAGAUCGUCGCCUUCCGACCUGCCAUCGAGCAGGCCGUGCUGGCCGCGGGCUCGUCGCAUUCGGGCUCGCAGUCACCCGGGUCGAGCCCGGCGGCGUUCGAAGGCGUGCUGGAUACGAUAGUGGUGCGGCCUGCGCUGGUCUAUGGCCGCUCGUCGUGGAGCUUGGUGCCUCUGUUUGGGCCGAUUCUCGAAGCGGCGGUUGCGGGAGGAGGCAAGACGAAGAUGGGAACCGAAAAUAACACGAUUCAGGUGCCGCUGGACAAAGAUGCGGUGUCGGGCUUGCUGCAUGUGGACGACACGGCGUCCGGACUGCAUGCGGCUGUGGAGAAGCUGCCCCUGAUUGCCGGCACGGGCGUCUAUCCCGUCUUCGACCUCCUCACGAGCACGGAGAAGAUGACCACGAUUGUGGAAGCGGCCGCGCGGGAGUUUGGGUACAAGGGCAAGAUUGAAUAUACAGGGCCCGGAGGCCAUCCCUUCCUCGAGGCCCUGAGCUCGAAGAUGGUCCUGGAUGCAAGUAGAGCGAAGCAGUUGCUUGGCUGGGAGCCAAAGCGAAUUGGGUUCUUGCCGCACGCAGAUGUGUAUGCUAGAGCAUUCGCUGCGGCGCAGAGCGCUGCGCGGUCGUCGUCGUGAUCGUCGUGAUCGUCGUGAAGCUUGACAUGCAAGGAUUUAUAUUUUACAAAGGAAGGCUUUGUGCCAUUUUACAGGGUUUUGGUUCCGGAAAGAGUUUUAUGACAUGAAGGCCAAGGAAUUAAUAUUUCGGUAUUUAUUGCCAUGAGGACAAUAUAAUUGAU
Messenger RNA from Xylona heveae TC161, 1482 nucleotides. RefSeq names its product NAD(P)-binding protein. NCBI's taxonomy places the organism in Eukaryota, Fungi, Ascomycota, Xylonomycetes, Xylonales, Xylonaceae. Bases 254 to 1321 code for a protein of 355 amino acids. The record is from RefSeq and is a predicted model, not a curated record. The transcript has 2 exons.